UCUCGGUGUAAUAGAAAGACCCAGGCAGGGCUCUGGGUCUCUUCAGAAUAACAUGAAGGCGAGCGACGAGAGGAGCUCAGUGCUGAAUUAAAUCAGUCUCCGCUUAAUGGAUCUCUCAGUCUCGCUUCAGGCAGGCAGUUGCUGCUGAGCCGUCCUCAAACCAAAAGCAGCAAAUCUGGAUCUUUUUUAUUAUUGUUAUUAUUAUUAUUAUAAUUAUUCCGAUUAUUCAUUCUACUUUAAGUCGUUGCUUUUAAUCUUUAACGCCGUAAAUGACUCAGUUCUGUUUGAAAACGUGUUGUGCUCGUGGUGAGAUACAGUAAGCCCUCCGCUUAGUAUCGGGACGAAGGUUCCUGCUCUGCUAUCACUCAGCAGAAAUCAGCAAGAGAAAUCCAGAAAGAUCUGCCCUCCUGGAGAGUAUCAGGGAUGUGUUCUCUAACUGAGGAGUCCACCCCAGAUUCCAGCAGUUAUUCAUCUGUGCACAUGAGAGAGACAAAGAAAGGAGAGACUUGUCAAAAUCACCAAGAUGAGACGGUUUAAUGAUGGUAGCCUCUGAGGACAAAAACUCAAGACAAGCCGAGGCAGUGGAGUCUCCCUUUGAACAUCGCCUCAAAAUUGGCACAAGCAUAUCUCAUUGAAAAGAAACUGAAAAAGGAUAGCCUAUAUAUAUAUAUAUUUUUUUUUUAUUGGUACAUGGGGACAAUAUGCAUCAUCACACACCCAUCGAUAAACACAAAACAAGAAAUUGUAAUUAUUGUGGCUCUGAAAACAGCUGAACUUCCUGCUGCAUCCCCAACAGAAUCAAAUCAAGGUACUGAAACAACUGUACUACUAAACCCCUUUGUUGUUUUUUGGAUCCAUACAUGACUUUAAGAAAAGCACAAAUGGCCAGUAGAUCAGACGGGGUGAUGAGUGCCUUGUUUUGGUCUAUAACUCUUAUAUGUUUGACUCACAUUGGCAGAGUAAGUGGUGACUGCUGGUUGAUUGAGGGAGAAAAGGGCUUUGUAUGGCUUGCAAUUUGCAGCCAAAAUCAACCACCCUACGAAGCCAUCCCACAGCAUAUCAAUAACACCAUUGUUGACCUUCGUCUAAAUGAAAACAAAAUCAAAAGUAUCCAUUUUUCUUCUCUCAGUCGCUUUGCCAACUUGACCUACCUGAACCUGACCAAGAAUGAGAUCUCAUACAUAGAAGACGGAGCCUUUUCUGCUCAGUUUAACUUGCAAGUUCUCCAAAUGGGCUUCAACAAGUUACGAAACCUGACAGAGGGGAUCCUCCGGGGUUUAGGAAAGCUGCAGUACCUCUACCUCCAGGCGAACCUGAUUGAAACUGUGAUACAUAAUGCCUUUUGGGAAUGCCCCAACAUAGAAAAUAUUGAUCUCUCCAUGAACCGAAUCCAACAGUUAGAUGGGUCUACGUUUACAAGCCUAAGUAAGCUCACCACUUGCGAGCUGUAUACAAAUCCUUUCAAUUGCUCGUGUGAGUUGCUGGGGUUUGUGAAAUGGCUUUCAACUUUCCCAAACCGGACAAAUGAGCGGAUGGUCUGUGACUCUCCUCGUGGUGUUGCAGGUUACAGCUUACUGAGCCAGAAUCCUAACAACCCUACAUAUCGAAAUGCACUUCACAUGCUAACUACUGUGUGUACCGAUGACUAUGUGACCCCAUUUAUUACUGUCUCUAUGGAGUCCACAACACUACCACCUGACUCAACACUUUGUGGGCCGGAAGACUGUUCCUCAGGCACAGAACCAGAAGACACAACCAUUGGUACAACUGAAAACGAGGUGCAGGGAACCCCUGUGAUGAAUCUAAAGGCAGUAACAAACACAGUUGCUACUGUUACAGUUCAGUUUCCUGAUCCCUUCAAAAAGCUGUACUUUCUGGUUCUUUACAACAACAACUUCUUCACAAACCUGGACAGGCUCUAUAAAGUACAGGAAGAUGUUGAGAUUAAAAACCUUCAACCCCACUCCAACUACACAGUUUGUGUCACUUCAGAGCGCAAUUCUCUGAAACAAAAUCACACAUGUCUGACAUUCUCCACUGGUCCUUGGAAUGGAAAAGACAGAGUUGUAAACAAUGCAACUGCUACUCAUUAUAUUAUGACUAUUUUGGGCUGCCUUUUCAGCAUGGUGAUUUUUCUGGGAAUUGUGUAUUAUUGUUUGCGAAGGAAGCGUCAACAAGAUGAAAAGCAAAGAAAAUCAGGAAGUCUUAAGAAAAAUAUAAUGGAACUCAAGUACGGACAAGAACUAGAAGGAGGGACUAUUUCACGAAUGUCACAGAAGCAGCUGCUGGCUGGAGAGAGCAUGGCCCGUAUGCCCUACCUCCCAUCUGCAAGUGAAAUGGAGCAGUACAAGUUUCAAGAGAUAAGUGAGACUCCAAAAAUGAUGAAGGGGAACUACAUGGAUGUCCGGAGCAUGGAUCAUCAUGAGCGCAGAGAGUGCGAUAUGGGAAUGGCUGGGAACAGUCAAGGAUCAGUGGCAGAGAUUUCCACAAUUGCAAAAGAAGUUGAUAAAGUCAAUCAGAUAAUCAACAACUGUAUAGAUGCCCUAAAAUCGGAAUCAACUUCUUUUCAAGGAGUUAAAUCUGGAGCAGUGUCGACAGCAGAGCCCCAACUGGUGCUAAUAUCAGAGCACCCCCAAAGUAACCCUGGCCUUCUUUCCCCAGUGUAUAAGGACAGCUACCAUCACUCUCUUCAGAGGCAUAGAAGCUCUGAUGUCUCGCCAAAGAGGCCCAGCACUGCCACAGGCGGGCCCAUGCGAAGCCCAAGGCCUUAUCGCUCUGACUCCAAGUACAUAGAGAAAACCUCCCCAACAGGAGAGAGCAUCAUUACAGUAACACCUGCCGCAGCCAUCUUGAGGGCGGAGGCAGACAAGAUUCGCCAGUACAGUGACCACCGGCAUUCAUAUCCCGAUGCUCAGAUAGAGGAGCUGGAGGGACCUGACAGCCACAAGCUGUUGGAACCCCUUACCCACUCCCGGUCCAGAGACUUAGCCUACUCCCAGAUGUCUUCUCAGUAUCACAAUCUAAGCUACUCAUCCAGCCCUGAAUACUAUUGCAAACCUUCACACAGCAUCUGGGAGCGAUUCAGACUCCACCGCAAGCGACAUAAAGAUGAGGAAUACAUGGCUGCCGGCCAUGCGCUGCGUAAGAAAGUUCAGUUUGCUAAGGAUGAGGACCUGCAUGACAUAUUAGACUACUGGAAAGGCGUUUCAGCCCAACAUAAAUCAUAAUUCAUCUAGGUGUUUUAAAAAUGGACUUUCUGUUGCUAAAAUGACACAAGAACAUCAUUUGACAUUUGAAUCAAUGGAUACUUCUCUACCAUAAUUUACUAAUCUUUCAUGUAUAUCACACUAUCUUUUGACUGUGAAGAAGAUGAGACAAGGAUUCUAAAACUUCUCUUAUUAUCUAAAGCAUUCAGCUUGGAAAAAACAUAUUGCAAAUUAAUUAUAUAUAUGUUACAAUGGAUAUUAGGUUUUUUGGGUAUCGCAUGGCCAAGUCCUGUGACAGUGGAUUUGCUGUUGUGUAAUAUGAAUCUACUAUAUGAAGAAAAUGAAACUUUUAAAUUUUUUGAGGAACUAUUGGGACCCACACAAGCAGAACACUUUUUUUCUUCCUCCUUGCAUAUAUUUAAUUGAAAAAUGUGUACAGAUAUGGGUUUCUAUAUUUGAAAUGUUUGCUGUGUAAAUGGUGAAGUAUUAGUAGAUGAAUCAGGUUUAUCAAACUGACUGCUGUCUUUGUUGAAAAUAUUUGUUAACGUCUAACUUUAGCCCUAGAACCGCAAUCAUCCCAGUACUCCUCAGAACUGCCAUAGGUUUUAUCCCCAUUUCUAGAAGCCUUAAAAAUGACAAAGAUACAAUUUCAACAGAUUGUAUUGUGAUCAUUUCAAUAGUUUUAUUAACUCUAUAGAGAAAAACUAUUUCACCAGUUUGUUCUAUAAAAUUGCAUCAGGCACACAUUUUCAAUCAUGCUUGAUAAGUAGUAAAAUUUAUCAGGCAUUUUAUACAUCAUCCAAAAAAAUUUUCUAAUAUCACGUCUAACAUCUCUUUUGUGUUUUUGUUAAUUUAGCAAAGGAAUGAAGAAAUUAAUCAAACAAAAAUAAAUGAAUAAAUAAAUAAACAGGAAUAAAAAUGCUACGCGAAAGAAGUAAUAUUUUUGAUUAAAAAUAUUUCCAGAUUAAUGUUAUCUUCACACGUUCACAAAGACUGACUCUAACAUUCAAAAUCCCACCAGAUAUCCAUCCCCAUGCUGUGUUAAAGAUGCAGUCAAAGGAAAAAAACAGGAAAUAAAAUACACCCUCUAAACUCUAAUGUAAGUUUUCAUAUCCGAUCCAGUCGUUACAAGGUUGUAUAUUUGUCCGAAUAUUAUCUUAAAUGCCAAAACUGCAGUGUUUAAUAAUUUAUGAAACAAAGACAAAGCCAAAAUAGAAAUGCAUUUAUAUCGACUGGACUUGUGGUUUGGUUUUCUACCCACUUUCUGGGUUAUUGCACAGUUCUUGUUCUUGCAUUUGCAAAUUACAGAAGCCAAUUUGUGAUGGUCCAAGGAUGUACACAAUGCAGUCAAGUAAUCUGCAGAGUUCAAAAAUAAAAUUAGGAAUAGCAAGCAUGCAAGCAGCCUCAGAAGAAGAUCCACUGGGUCUGCUACAAUUCUCAAAUAUAUAUAUUUGAGAGCUGCCCAUUAACAAAAAUGUUACCAAUUUUAAAUAAAAAAUUUGGAGAGCAAUAAGAUGACUUGAUGCACUUUUUUGGACCUCUGAUUCUUGUUCUUUUUUCAGGCCUUUAAAUAGUAUCAAACUAGAGCCAGUAGUAUAUGGCUAAUGGGGAUUUGACCUGGACAUUACUCACACAUGGGUAAUAUGGUAAGAGUGUUUUAUUGUCUCAUAGGCAAAUAUAAUGAGCACUGUGUAUUUGAUACCAUUUAUGUAGAGUAGAAAUUACUUACUUUGCAGUCCUUGGUUAAAAGGUCAAAUUUUUAUUCUCCCAUAUCGUACAUAACCCAUAACUGAUGCAAUGCUAAUGACGGACAUUAAAGUAAAAGCCAUAAAGUAGUAGACACUGUGGAUUCAAGUCUUACUAAGAGCUGGUAAUGUAUAAGGAGUAAAAAUGACCUCUUUGCGGUUCUAGUGUUAAAGUAAAUUCAAAGAAUCCCACCAGUUAUAUUCUAGUUAUUUUUCUUUCAUUCAGUUUUGAGCUUUUUUCAUGAUUCAGAUGGAUUCAGUUUUUAAGUUCCCUGAAUCACAAAGUGCAGUAUUUACUGGUUGGAUAAUGAAAGACACACAACUGGCAAAAAUGCAGUACAGACCAUGCUGAUCUUAACGUCUAUGUUUCUGUUCCAUGAACCGCCAUUUGUAUCUUUUGUACCAAAGUAGAAAAAGCUAAAAAUGUUUACAGCUUUCCUGCCUAGUCUGGGGAUCAAAUUAGCAUACAGUAGUAGAGCAAUAUAAUUUUAGUUGUUUAUUUUUAUAAGCUCCUUCUUUAAAAUUACAAAUUGGGAAACUGUUAUAUUCAGAAACAACAUUUUACUUAAAAGCCUGCUGUUAAACACUAAGACUCCAAUGGAAAGGCAGCUGUACAUUGUCAUUAUUUAGGUAGACAGAAAGCUACCCUGCAGGGGAGCCCAAUAGAUGAAUGUAACAGAUACAUUUUCUGAUCUGUCUAUGGCAGCUUUUUCCAUGUAUUUUCAAAAAGAUUUUUAAAUCAUGCUAUUAUCUCUUGUGGAUUUCACUUUUAUUUUUAUUUUUCUUCAAUAUUUCUUCCAGCCUGCUAUAUUGCGUAAUAUGUGAUUGUAUACAUGAACGAAGAUAGUUUGUUUUUCAGAUUGGCCUUGUUGCUUGCUGAGAAGUUUAACGUGAAUUUUAUCUGCUUAGGCUGUUAAAUCAUUUUGUAUAUUAUGAAAGCAAAGUACCAGGCAUACAUCAACAUGCUAAAGUAUAGUUUUCAAAAAUGAAACUGAAUCCUCUGACUUAAUGGCUGUGAAUUUAUAAAUCAUGUUAUUUUUUUUUUUAGUAAAUAUAUUAUUUCAAUCUUUUUAUUUGUAAGAUGCUUAUAUAUUUUAUUCCAACAAGGCUCAUGAUGAUUCGUCACAUAGUUAAUAAAAUGGAAGAAAUAUAUUUUCCGUCACAUAAUGAAUUGUUGCAAUGUCAACAUGUAUAAAAAGGAGCUAAAUGUCUUUCUCAUCAUUGCUUCAGCAUAUUAAAAUACAUUGAAAAGCAACCUAUUAACUCGCAUUUAAAAUAAAACAUAAUGUAAAUGUUAUUGUUUAAAAUCCAAUUUAAGCUCAUUCUCUGCUAUUUGGCCAUAGAGUUAAUCAUUCCAAUCUCAUUUGUACAUUUUCUCUUACAUGACUCUGUCCAUCUCAUUUAAAUGUGUCAUGAUAUUAUUAUUUUACUCUGUGAUGAAACAUUCAUGAGCCUGAUGUGAAUGUCUUAUUUAAGCACCUUGUUUUCUGUUAAAUGGGUUGUCUGACUUAAUAUUUCAACCGCCUUAAAUUUUUUGAGAUUUAAGUAAAAAUGUAAAUCGUUGUAUUAUUUCUAAUGUUUAUAUUGUUGUUAAAUCUUCAUUUAUUAUUUUUAUAAAAAGCAUUUCAGUAUGUUCCAAGAGCUGUGAGGGUUCUAGUUUAUUUAGCUACUUAGAACCAUGUUUUUUAUAUUGCAUAUUGUAGCACUUCUGUGUCUAAUAAGAGUUCUAAGUGAUGAGGAAAACAUAUAGAGAGUGCAACAAUUAUUUGAGUGCAUCAAAACAAACAAGAGCACAAAGAUGUGUUUUUUUAUUAUUAUUUUUAAUUCUUAAAACUAUGUUAUCUGCUUUCAGACAAAGUACUGUGAAAUAAAGUUAAGGGUGCACAUACAGCAAAGUCAGUAUCUUUAUUAUAAUAUUAACACUUUUUAAAAUUAUUUUUACUAUGAUAAUAGCUUAGUUUCAAGAAUGUGGGAAAUUAUAAAUUGAGUGUACAUUGAAUGAUUUGCAA
Messenger RNA from Poeciliopsis prolifica (blackstripe livebearer), 6960 nucleotides. RefSeq names its product extracellular leucine-rich repeat and fibronectin type III domain containing 1a (gene elfn1a). The coding region runs from base 861 to 3227 and encodes 788 amino acids. The transcript has 3 exons. The record is from RefSeq and is a predicted model, not a curated record. Gene Ontology annotation, molecular function: protein binding. NCBI's taxonomy places the organism in Eukaryota, Metazoa, Chordata, Actinopteri, Cyprinodontiformes, Poeciliidae. Gene Ontology annotation, cellular component: plasma membrane.